AAAACAUUGGCUGCUCCUUGAAGCGCGGAGAAAUAAUUUUUUAAAGUUUUCUGAUAUAUAUCAUUAUUUUGACGGUUAUCAUGGAACAACAAGAUGCUGGGCAUACAAAUAUUGUAAAGGUCACGAUUUCACUUGGCCAGGUUUUUGACUAUGUUGGGGAUUCCGUGAGACCUUUGCGAGAAGGCCAAAAUGUAUUCGAUUCUGGACACAUCGUUUGCAUAGGCUACACAAAAAAAUUGCAGGAUUAUCUGGAGUUGACGGCAUAUGUGCUACAGAGCUCUCACCCAGCAGAUGUUCCGCAUGAGCUACGUUUGAAGAUCGGUUCAGACUACCGCAAAUGGUCACUGUGCUGUUCCUGCAAGGCUGGAACAUCCCGAUGCAAGCACAUUAUUGCUUGUCUUCUGCACCUGUGCCAAUUCAGAUCGGUUGAAUUUAUGACGUGCACGGAUUCCCGACAAGCUUGGGGUAGAAGUAGAGCUGAAAUCAUCCAAUGGCGCGCAAAACCACUGAUGCAACUGUGUUGUAUUCGACAGCACCCAGUCGUUACUCCGGUUGAUACAUCAAAUAAGCAAGAGCUCCUGCAGCAGGCCUUCGACCGAAUUUUGAAAGGUAAUAAACUAGUGAAGUAAUGAAGUUGAACUUCCAUAACAUGAUUUUUUUUUAUAUAUAGCAUCUCCGAAUUCAGCGAUCCAGAAACACAUCGAUGGGAGAGAAUUGAGUGCACCACUGCCCAUAGCUGGUCCUCUGUCGCAAAUGAAUUACGGCGAGUAUGUAUCACGCAAUGAGUUGUACGGCAUGAUACUUGAUGUCCAACAAAUCUGCAAUAUUGAAUGGCUGCUGGAGGAAAAUUACAAGCAAUUUUAUGAGACCAAUGUUCUUAAAAAUGUGCAGUCGAUAUUGGAUAUUGCCGAAGAAACUAAAGAACAGCGUAAUGAUGCUUGGUAUUUACAUCGCUCAAUAAGAAUCACUGCAAGCUCUUGUUACGACCUUUUUACAUACACCCGUAAUAAGAAUGCAGAUUGGCCAAGGAAGACAAAUCUUUAUCUGAACCCGAAGCUGAUCCGAUCAAAAGCUUUAGAUUAUGGAAGGGAAACAGAGGAAUCAGCACUCGAAUGCUACAGAAUAAAACGAAAUCCAUUAGUGAAAAAAUGUGGAUUUGUAGUUUGUGUGAAAGAACCAUGGAUUGGCGUAAGUCCAGAUGGCGUCGAUACUGGCUGUAAUAUUUUA
Molecule: messenger RNA, 1227 nt
Organism: Armigeres subalbatus
Lineage: Eukaryota; Metazoa; Arthropoda; Insecta; Diptera; Culicidae
Exons: 3
Coding region: 81-629 (182 amino acids)
Molecular function (GO): zinc ion binding
Source: RefSeq, a predicted model, not a curated record